AGUCAGAUUGGCCAGUGAUUAAUUUUAUCUAUUGUACUGUUGUACAAAAUACUUAGUAAAGGAUUAUUACACAUUUGAAAUUCAACUGAACUGUGGCAAUGUACAAAUUGUAACUUCAUUCAUUGUGGAACAUUGUUUACAUGAAAUUCUUGUCAAAGUGGUCAGUUAAAGAGAUUUUAAAGUUAGAUAUUUGAUGUGAAUAUAGACCAGAAAUAUUGUUUACAUUUAAUAUAAAUAUAUGAUAUAAAAUUACUGUUUAUUAGUGGAAAAUAUUCUGGAUUUAGUCAGUUAAACUUAAAUGAACUGAACUGACAGAGUUCAGCCUGACUCAUAGAGAGAAGUUUGUGUAACCUUGUAUUUAUAUGUUACUGAUGACGAUUAGUGGAGGAAUUACUUAAUAUUUAACAGGAUUUAUUACAAAAUGAGUCUUUUAUUUCGGAGGAAUUAUGCUUUUGUAUUUUUGUUAAUGGUACUACCUAUAGAUGUAAUUGGUGUAAGUUUUAGCCGUCAUCGUUACAGUAGGAGAGGUGCCCGUGAUGAUUCUAAGGACACCAGAAUAGCUUAUGCUUGUGAGAACAGUACUAUGCAUUUAAACUGUACAACAUAUAAUGGUGUCAUUAGAGUAAUUCGUGCCAAUUAUGGACGAUUUGUGCUAUCUACGUGUAAUCCUUGGUCAGUGACAUCGGGAUGGAAUUUACAAUGUUCAGCCAGGGAAUCAUUUACAAUAGUGGCAGAAAGAUGUGAUGGCAGAUCAGAAUGCAGCAUCAUGGCAUCCAAUCGUGUAUUCAAAGAUCCAUGUUCAACAACUCAUAAAUAUUUAGAAGUUUAUUAUUAUUGUGAAAAAUCAGAACCUACAACACCACAUCCAACUACCAGAAGUAAAAGUACAACAACCACCACAACAACAACGAAGAAACCCACAACAAAAUCUACAGACGUCACAACGUCAGGUUGUGAUUGUGAUGUACGUGGAACUAAAACAUGUAUGCCUACCAAAGAGUGUAUUUGCAGAGAGAACUUCACUGGAACCAAAUGUGACCAGUGUACUGCUGGGUACUAUAACUUCCCGGCCUGCAUAGAAUGUGAUUGUGAUGACCGUGCUACAUUACCAGGGAUAUGUUCUUCAGAGACGGGGAAAUGUCUUUGUGGACCAAACUUGACACCAUCAUGUGAUGCUUGCCGGCCAGGAUUUGUAAAUUAUCCUUUUUGUCAAGUCGAUAUAGUGACAACAAAAGCUCCAAGUACACCUACGCCAAAACCAACAGAGUCCAGUCCACUACCAAUUAGAAAGACCACACCUGGAAGGACCAAGUCAACAACAACUGAGAAAAGUAACAGAUAUACAUGUAAAAGUACUGAGUCUGAAGGGGUGUGGUGGCCUGUCUCUGUAACAGGGAUAGUUGUAAGAGACUGCCCAGGGGAUUUGAAAGGUAAAAUGACCUGGGAAUGUGGUAAAAGAGGAUGGAAGAGAAAACCAAACCUGUCAAACUGUGUGUCACCAUGGCUAGAUAACUUUGAAGAUUUGAUUCACAGGAGAAAGUGUAAAAAAUGUUUCCAUGGUUUGAAAUGUAAAAAACACAAAGUUUGUAAACCAGCAAUAGAGGCUAGCUCAGAUAAUGUAGAAGAGGUGGCUACAACACUCCAUGAAAGGACUGCCAAUACUAAGUUUGGUCCUGGUGAUUUGAAAAAAACAACACUUGAUCUUUUCCCCAAACUUAAUGAGCAGCUGAUAACCCAGACACGUGGUAUGACAAAACGACAAAAAAGAAACAAAGUUAAAAAAUUUGCCAAGUCAAUAUUGAAGACUGGCAGUAACCUUUUGACUGAUUCAAACUCAUGGAAAGGGUUACCAAAUAGUGAGAGAACUCGUGUAGCUACAUCACUUGUUGUCAAUAUGGAAGAAACAGGGUACCAGAUAGCUGACAGUUUAGAAGUAGGUGACCCUCCUGUCAUCACUAGAGAUCCCAAUAUAUUUAUGGAAGUGAAUGCCAUUAGAACAGAAGAUCAAGCAAACAAAAGACUGAAUUUUCCAUCUUCUGUUGAAGAUCGAGAGAAUUCUGAUGAAUUUGUUGCUAUUCCUGUAGAAAGUCUUGUCAACUCUACUGAUAAUGGUGAGGUUAGGAUAGUUUUUCUUGUCUACAAAAGUCUGAGUGAGUUCAUGAGUCCACCAAAAGAGGAAGAUACUGGGGAUGACAAUAACGAGGAUAAUGAAGAUGAAACUGCUAACAAUGAAACACAACCUUUCAUUGGAACAAAUAUUUUCUCAACUUCAGUCAACGGCAGGAAAACUAAAUUCCAGCUGUCAAAACCUUUGACCUUUACCUUGAAACAUAAACAGGUACCUCUACCAGGAUUUCAUGCCGUAUGUUCAUACUGGCAAUUCAAUGAAAGUUUAGCAGGACAGUGGUCUGAUGAUGGUUGUAGUUUAGUGAAAACUAACAAUUCCCACACAACUUGUCAAUGUGAUCACAUGACCAACUUUGCUAUCUUGAUGGAUACUGUUGGGACUAAGUUAUCCCUGGAGCACCAGAUCACAUUGACAGCUAUAACCUACCUAGGAUGCAUUGUUUCCAUUACAUGUCUGUUGUGUUGUAUCUUUACAUUCUGUUUCUUUAAAAACCUUCAGUGUGAUAGAAAUACAAUACACAAGAAUUUAUGCUUGUCCCUGAUGUUGGCAGAGAUUGUUUUCUUAGUGGGUAUCAACUUAACUCAGUUUAAGAUUGUAUGUGGUGUGGUGGCUGGGUUACUACACUUCUGGUUUCUUGCUGCUUUUAGUUGGAUGUGUCUAGAGGGUGUCCAGUUGUAUGUGAUGCUGAUAGAAGUGUUUGAAGCAGAGAGGUCCAGAAGACUUUGGUAUUAUUUGUUUGGAUAUGGGGUACCCACUAUAAUAGUUGGUGUUUCAGCAGGGGUCAACCAUGAAGGAUAUGGAACUAAAUUACAUUGUUGGUUGAAGACAGAGAAUUAUUUCAUUUGGAGCUUUGUAGGACCAGUGUGUGCUGUUAUAUUGAUAAAUAUAAUAAUGUUGGGUAUUGCCAUCUACAUGAUGUGUCGCCAUUCUAACACUCUAGCUUCAUCAUUAAGAACCAAAGAAAAAACAAGACUACAGAAAAUAAAUGGUGAACCUAAUUCUGGGAGUAGCUCAGGAAGUACCAAUAUCAAUGAUAAAUCACAUCUCAGUCCUGACCUUCCAUCUUGGUUAAAAGGAGCAAUAGUGCUAGUGUUCCUUUUAGGCUUGACUUGGUCCUUUGGAGUCCUAUAUAUCAGCGAGGAGUCCAUGUUCAUGGCCUAUAUCUUCACCAUACUCAACACUUUACAAGGAGUCUUUAUUUUUGUGUUCCAUUGUGUCAUGAAUGAAAAGGUAAAGAAAGAAUACAAGAAGUUUGCUUACAGAGCAACAUGGCUGCCAGGUUGUUUAAGAAGUUGUUUUGUUGGUUAUUCGGGAAGUCUUGGAUCUACAUCACCAAACUCUUCAUCAUCUGGGGGACAUUUAAUGAAGUUUUGGAGUGGGAAACGGAGGAGGAAGUCUUCAGGCUCUACAUUAGAAAAACCUUCUAAAGGAAAGAAAAGAAGAAGUGACAUAAAAAGUAGUGAAGUAGAAAGUUUCUCUCAUAGCAUCUCUAAUCAUGGAAAUAUUGAUAGUCAAUACCGACCUCCUAGUAAUAAUUAUGAUAAUGGAUAUACACACGGAUAUAUGUACGCAAACACAGUGGAACCUGAAGGGGGAAUCGUUGGUGAUCUCUCAGUAGCUGAUUGUUCAGUUAUUGAUAGUGAAUAUGUGAGCGAAUACUGCCAUAAUAAAAUGCAAGUUUCCAUGGAGAAAAGACAAUAUUCAUCAGAAUCUGAAGAAGAAGGUCACGAGGAAAAUAAUGACCAUAAAAAUAGAUUGUCAGUGUUAUCCGAGGAUUCAGCAGUGAAAAAUUCAGACUUUGUAUCAACAGAAGCUGAACUGAGCUAUUCAGAAAUGAGUGAAGAUGACAGUGAAAAAUCUAAAGAUUUGAAAAAGGAAGAGGAACCACUCUUUCCAAAAACAAACUCUGAAAGAAAUUUAUUGAACAAUUUAGUGACUACUAUAGAUGGAGGACAGAAAAAAAGUCCAUCAUCAAGUGAAUUACGGUUAAUUGACACAUCAGACAGUCUUAGUAGAAGCACGCCAAACAUGAAACUAAUCCAGGGAUUUGAAGCAAUAUUAAACAAUAAGUCUGAUCUUUUAAUAGAUACAGGGGAAACACAGACUGGUCGAAAACCAGUGACAAGACUUAGUUCAGAUUGUCCUGUUAAAUUUGACCCUCACCGAUAUGUUUUGGAUCAUAGUGAAUGCUAGUUCUAUUGUUCCAUAAUGAAAUUAAGUGAAAAUUGAUAAAAAUGUAGGGGGCGGGUAAGAGAAAUUCUAGUGGCAUUAAUUGGUUAAUAGAUAUUGUGUAUUGUGAUUACUGUUCAUUUAACAUCCAUACAUUCGUUUUGAAGUGAAGAGUGUUGCUGAAAGAUGGCAUAAUGAUGUACAUUAGCCAAUGACAAAUUGUACAUUGCCACGCUUUAUAGAAAUGAUUGUCACUAGAAUGUCAUACUUGGUGCUUUGAAACUAGGAUAACUGACAAUCUGUUGUAUUUUAGUGCCUGGGAACAGAAACUGCUGUAUAGUGCCUUUGAUUAUUAAAGUGUUCUUAUUAUUUGUUCAUUGUAAAUAUCAUAUUUUAUUGUUCAAUUUGUAUUUUAUACAAUGAUAAAAAUCAUUUCUAAAUAUUUUUGUACAUAAAUUUACAUGUAUUUGUUUCUGUACAUAAAUGUACAUGUCUUUGUUUCUGUACAUGUGUAUUUUAUUGUUAUCUGAAGAUCUGGAAUUUUCAUACCCCUGCUUACACUGCAUGCAACUUCUGGUUGUAUCUUUUAUUAUAAAAUGUUUGAUAUCGGAACAAAAAGAAAUAAAUUAAUUAUAAGUGAGUCAUAUUAGAAUGAUUAGUAAUCAUUGAAAAAGAAACCAGUUGGUUUAGUAUGUACAAGAAAUCUACAACUGGAAUUGUCUUCUUGUUACAAUAACUGUCACUGCCUUCAUCUCCUCAGUGAAGUUGUUUUCAGUACUUUAUUCAGAUGUUUUUCUUUUGUUUUUUAUAUUAAAAUGUGACAGAAAACUUCAAGAUAUCGCUACUGUACUGUUUGAUAUUCCAAUUUUAGAUUGUGAUUUCUUCAAUUUACAUAGGAUUUGUGAUCCCAUAAGAAACCAAAGAUAUAAUUUUGAAUUAGUUUGCGUUAUAUUAAGACAUUCCACAAGUUAUAUCACAGAGAUAUUUAAUAUUUACAGAUAUAUAUGUAUAUUAUCAGAGUUGUGAUAACUUUAAAUCAUUUAUUUUGUCAUGUUUGUAAAUGCAGAGGUUUUCCUUUUCGUUUCACAGUAUUUAUCUUUAAAGUAUUGUAGUGUGACAAAAACACAAUAUAUUUCAAAUAAUUUUACUUUAAUGCUUCAGUAAAAAUUUACUCCAAAAGCCAGUAAACUUUUUUACAAGAAUUUUUUUUAAUUUAUUGUCAGUAUCAUCAGCGAGUCAGUAUGGUGUUUUAAUGUUUACAUUUGAUUUAUUGCAGUGAUCAUUUUAUAAUAGAGUAGGAAUACCCCAUAUCCUUUCUUUUCUGUUAUAUAGUUAAGCAUCAGUCCUUUUGCUAUCCUCAUGUUCAAUUGUGGCAAAUAUUUUAGUCUCAUUAGUCACAUUGUAAUUUUUUUACCAACAGUUAGCUUCAAGUGAGUAAAACAUUUUAUGUUUAAUGCUAUUUUAACAAAAAGUGAAACUGGAGCUGAUUCAGAGUUUGAGGAAAGGGGCCUAAUUGUACCGAUAGUAAAAAGAUCAACAAGCGUAAAUAUAUAAAAAAAAAAAUCAUUGAUUUUAUGCCAAAUAUAAUAACAUUUUUUCCUAUCAAAGGGCUUUAAGCCUCCUGAAUCUGCCACUGUUUCUCCUUAAUCAUCUUGUGGUAUACCCCAUUCACAGCCUCUUAAAACAUACAGGGUAAAUUGUAAUCUCAGAUAAUAUUUCAAGUCUGAUAACAAAUUCCUUUUUUACCUCAAUAAUAUGAUUAUAAGUUUACUUCAUACAAAAUGCAGUCAUAAAUGCCAGAUUAAAGCUCAAAUAUGUAUUUUUUCGAAUAAUGUAUAACCAUAUUUCCAAGUCGUUAGAAUUAAAAUUUAGCAAAUGACAAUAAAAAGUUUGCAUCCAGUUGAUAUAAAAGUAUGUUUUAAUGUUCUGUGUUAUUUAAUGUUUAAGUAUAUCUUGUUUUUAUUGGUAAUCAGCUACAAAAAAGGUUUAAGCUGACAAUGUUUUGAUCAGAGUUUGAAAAAUAAAAAAAUAAAAACC
This is a messenger RNA of Mytilus californianus (California mussel), 6334 nucleotides long. RefSeq names its product adhesion G protein-coupled receptor L3-like. The record is from RefSeq and is a predicted model, not a curated record. Gene Ontology annotation, biological process: adenylate cyclase-activating G protein-coupled receptor signaling pathway; cell surface receptor signaling pathway. The coding region runs from base 422 to 4321 and encodes 1299 amino acids. NCBI's taxonomy places the organism in Eukaryota, Metazoa, Mollusca, Bivalvia, Mytilida, Mytilidae. The transcript has 27 exons. Gene Ontology annotation, cellular component: membrane. Gene Ontology annotation, molecular function: G protein-coupled receptor activity; carbohydrate binding.